CCCAAAUCGGGGCCCGAAGUCGUCCAAGGCAUGGAACGACAACAGGACAGAUAUUAUAUCGGCGGAGCAAAUGAAGAACGCGCACUUUGAGAACUAUUACAAGACGCAGAAGGUAGUGCCUGAUGAGGAAUGGGACGCCUUUAUGGAGCGACUGAGAGCGCCUUUACCGACGACGUUCAGGCUCGCGGGGUUCAGAGAGACGGCCACCGUACUCAACGACCUGAUUAAGACCACAUAUAUCUCGACCCUGAGCAAUGAAGUGGAUGGCGAAGUGGUCCAACCUCCUGCUCAGAUCCCAUGGUACCCCGAUGGACUUGCGUGGCAGUUUAACGUGUCCAAGCAGGUUCUCCGCAAAAACCCCGACUUCAAGAGGUUCCACUCCUUCCUAGUUUUCGAGACCGAGAUCGGUAACAUCUCCCGCCAAGAGGCCGUCAGUAUGCUUCCGCCCUUGCUACUAGAUGUCAAACCUCACCACCUGGUUAUGGACAUGUGUGCAGCUCCGGGGUCCAAAACCGCCCAGCUCCUGGAAGCACUGCACACACCCCCGGCCGACCCCUCCCCGUCAAAUCCCAUCCCGCCCGGCCUCCUGCUCGCCAACGACUCCGACCACAAGCGUACGCACCUCCUCAUCCACCAGUCCGCCCGCCUACCGUCUCCAUCGCUGCUCGUCACGAAUCUCGACGCGAGCAUCUUCCCGGUCAUCCGCGUCGGUGCCGAGCACAUGGGCGGCGAGGCGGGCAAGGGGACGAGGCAGCUGCUGUUUGAUAGGAUAUUAUGCGACGUGCCAUGCUCGGGGGAUGGAACACUCAGGAAGAACAUGGGGAUCUGGUUGAAGUGGGGCGUUGGCGAUGGGAAUGGACUGCAUUCACUGCAGCUGCGCAUCCUGCAGCGCGCUAUGCGUCUCUUAAAACCCGGAGGUCGCGUAGUUUACUCCACCUGCUCCCUCAACCCAGUCGAGAACGAAGCCGUAGUGGCCGCAGCCCUGCGCUCAAUACCCCACUUCACUCUCGCGCCCACAUCAUCGUCCCUCCCGGCCCUCCAGCGUCGGCCUGGCCUCAAAUCAUGGACACCCGCGUUCUUCCUGGGCGGAAAGCGGGAGCUCCGGUUCUUCCCGACGUAUGAGGAGUAUGUUGCGGCAUUGAGUGAGAAGGACGAUAAAAAGUAUACGGAGAGCAUGUGGCCUCCUACGGAUGAGGGAGAGGAGGGCUGGGCACUGGACAGAUGUAUGCGGAUUUACCCUCAUCUGCAGGAUACCGGCGGGUUCUUCAUCGCUGUACUAGAGAAGAGGGCAAAGGAUGACGCUCCUGAGGCAAAAAAGCGUCAGGCUGAUGCCCCGGAGGACUGCACUGCCGAGCCUACCACGAAGAAAGUCAAGUUGGAGUCUGCCGGCGAGGACGUCACAAUGGGUGACUUGGCUGAAGUUGGCGACGCUGGCCGAUCUGCGUCUCCUAGUGCAAACGGAGAAGCCAAAGUGGCACCUAGGAUGGAGGCGGACACAGACAAGAAAGAAAAACCGCAGGGGAAGAGAGGGAAGGGGAAGGAACGGGAGGGAACCGGCGGAUCUUUCAAGGAGAACCCUUACACGUUCCUCCCCCCGGAUGAUCCCAUUGUAAAGACUUGCAUCGAGAAACUCCAUAUCAUCCCGUCCUUUCCCGAUCAUAACCUCUUCGUACGCAAUCCGUCGGGCGAACCAGCACGGUCUCUCUACCUCACCAACGACAUCGUUCGCUCGGUUAUACUGAACAACGACUACAAUCGCAUCAGACUGAUGACAGCUGGGACGAAACUGUUCGUCAAACAAGAGGCUGCGAAAUCGGCAUCUAAAUCCGCUGACGAAGAUGCGGAUGGGCGAGAGGGCGAAGGGUCGAGUGCAAGAUUCCGCAUCCUGAGUGAAGGACUUCCCGUUGUGUACCCAUUUAUCAAGCCUGAGACGGUGAUGGACGCGGAUCUUAAAACGCUGCAAGCUCUACUAGAAACGUAUCACCCGCUCUGUGAGAGUUUCCAGGAACCAUUCAGGACUGCAAUUACCGAGAAACCGUCCGGUUGUCAUGUCCUGAAAUUCCCCGAGGAGAAGAAUGUCGGUGGCAACCUCACUCAUGAACUCGUCUUACCAAUAUGGAAGUCCAAUGUAUCUAUAUCACUUAUGAUCGACAAGAAAGCCAAAAGCGCUCUCAGUCUCCGAGUCUUCGGGAAAGACAUCACCACGGCUGGACGGGCACUAGCAUCAAAUCAAAAGGCCAAGGUUGCUACGGACAGCGCAUCCACAGUAGUUGCCGAGGAGGAGACGGAACAUAUAGUUGUGGCGGAAGAUGAUCUGGAACAGUCUAACGAUAACAUUGACAAUGCAUAG
Molecule: messenger RNA, 2350 nt
Organism: Gloeophyllum trabeum ATCC 11539
Lineage: Eukaryota; Fungi; Basidiomycota; Agaricomycetes; Gloeophyllales; Gloeophyllaceae
Product: S-adenosyl-L-methionine-dependent methyltransferase
Exons: 14
Coding region: 71-2350 (759 amino acids)
Biological process (GO): tRNA methylation
Cellular component (GO): cytoplasm; nucleus
Molecular function (GO): tRNA binding; tRNA (cytidine-N5)-methyltransferase activity
Source: RefSeq, a predicted model, not a curated record